Knipowitschia caucasica is the source of this 357-nucleotide messenger RNA. The record is from the annotation of a GenBank genome assembly. Lineage: Eukaryota; Metazoa; Chordata; Actinopteri; Gobiiformes; Gobiidae.
AUGCUCCUGGGACUCACAGGUACCAUGCUCCUGGGAAUCACAGGGACCAUGCUUCUGGGACUCACAGGGACCAUGCUCCUCGGACUCACAGGGACCAUACUUCUGGGACUCACAGGGACCAUGCUCCUCGGACUCACAGGGACCAUGCUCCUGUGGCUCACAGGGACCAUGCUUCUGGGACUCACAGGGACCAUACCCUGGGACUCACAGGGACCAUACCCUGGGACUCACAGGGACCAUGCUCCUGUGAACCAUACCCUAGGACUCACAGGGACCAUGCUCCUGGGACUCAUAGGGACCAUGCCCUGGGACUCACAGGGACCAUGCUCCUGGGACUCACAGGGACCAUACUCCUAA